Aspergillus versicolor CBS 583.65 is the source of this 1479-nucleotide messenger RNA. RefSeq names its product SET domain-containing protein. Gene Ontology annotation, biological process: peptidyl-lysine monomethylation. The transcript has 4 exons. Gene Ontology annotation, molecular function: protein-lysine N-methyltransferase activity. Gene Ontology annotation, cellular component: nucleus. The coding region runs from base 1 to 1479 and encodes 492 amino acids. The record is from RefSeq and is a predicted model, not a curated record. NCBI's taxonomy places the organism in Eukaryota, Fungi, Ascomycota, Eurotiomycetes, Eurotiales, Aspergillaceae.
AUGAAGCGAGAGUCACUACCCAUAGAAGCUCUAAUACCCUUCGCGCGGCUCUAUAACAUCUCUCUUCGCGGGGUUACUUUCCGGAAGCUAAGAGCGGAAGAUGGUACAGACAAGGGCGGCGCGAUUAUUGCAACAGAAGACAAACCCUUUGGGAGCAACGAAUCAUCACAAAAUGACGUCCUUGUCAAAGUACCAUCUGAUAUGAUUCUUUCGCUCGAGAUGGUUCAAGAGCGGUCAAAAUAUGAUCAACAUCUGCGUGAGGUGCUGGAAGCUGUUGGGGAUUUCGGCAAGACGGCUAGAGGUGCUAUAUUGCUCUUCCUACUGAUCCAAAUUUCACAUUCAUCUCCAGACCUGGAGGAACAUAGAAUCGGUGCGUCUAGUGCCUGGUCGGAAUACGUAAAAUUUCUGCCUUCGUUCCUACCGCUGCCAACAUUCUGGACGAUGGAAGAACUGGAGUUGUUGCGAGGGACGUCCUUAAGGAUGGCUUACGAAGCAAAGGUCCUCUCCUUGGAGAAAGAAUUUGACCACCUUCGCGACAGCACAGAGAACAUUGAAUGGUGUCGAGACCUCUGGUGGGACAACGAUACUGUCACAGCUGAAGACUGGAAAUAUCUCGAUGCAGCAUUUCGGUCACGUAUGGUAGACCUGCCCGAAUAUGGACAUGCAAUGGUUCCAUGCAUUGAUAUGGCCAACCAUGCAGCGGAAUCUACAGUAAACGCGCUGUAUGAAAAGGACGGUGAUGGGAACGCUAUACUCCAGCUACGCUCGGGGAAGGAAUUGCGCCUGGAUGAAGAGGUCACUAUCUCGUAUGGCCAGGAUAAAGCGGCAUCGGAGAUGGUUUUCUCAUACGGUUUCCUGGACUCAGAUAGAGAUGAGGCGAAGCAAAUAUUCUUAGACUUGGAUAUUCCUGAUGACGAUCCCUUGAGAAUGGCUAAAAUGGCCUUUUGCAAAGAGUUGCCGGGGUUGCGCAUCUUUUCGAAGCCCCUGGUUUCGGGGGAGGCCGAAACAGAUUGGGAGAGUCCGAUAGUGUGGUGGGCCUGUGUCAAUGAAGAGGACGGACUUGAUUUUGCUGUUUUGCAGAAUAACGACGGUUCGAAAGAACUGACAAUGACAUGGAAGGCUCAGGAGGUGAGAACUCCUGAUCAUCUUCAGGAUCUUCUAGCGGCAGACCCGGCAUGGGAUAUCUUCCAACUUCGUGCAGUCGUACUCGUCCUCGAGCGGAUAGAAACCCAGUUCUUCAUGCUGCAGACAACAGAGCGGAUGGUUUCAGAUAUACGACAGAGUGAGGACAUGCUUUCUAUUUUCCGGCCCGAUGUGUUCAAUACUGUCACCAAAUUACGUGAAUUGGAGGGGAAGUUAUUGGUGUCAGCAAUCAAGGAUUUGGAGAAAAAGAGAGAUGCUUUGAUGACGAGUGAAUCGGUUAGCAAAUAUCUUGCUCAACAACAGCAACUUGUGGAAAUUGAAGACGACUUUUCAUAG